This is a messenger RNA of Rhododendron vialii, 1529 nucleotides long. RefSeq names its product mitogen-activated protein kinase homolog NTF4-like. Bases 117 to 1286 code for a protein of 389 amino acids. The record is from RefSeq and is a predicted model, not a curated record. Gene Ontology annotation, molecular function: ATP binding; MAP kinase activity. The transcript has 6 exons. Gene Ontology annotation, biological process: intracellular signal transduction; protein phosphorylation. Gene Ontology annotation, cellular component: cytoplasm; nucleus. NCBI's taxonomy places the organism in Eukaryota, Viridiplantae, Streptophyta, Magnoliopsida, Ericales, Ericaceae.
AAAAGGAAAGGCACAGAGUUCCUCCCACACGGCACUUCGAAAUCCCGAUGCGUUGACCAAAAAACCCAAACCCAACACACACAGAGAGAGAGAGAAGCGAUUUCUACGGUUCAGAAAUGGACGUCUCAGCUCACACCUCCGACACCGUGAUGUCAGACGCCGUGGCGGCGGCGGAUCAACCGGCGGCCGGCGGCGAGAGCAUCCCGGCCAUGCUCAGCCACGGCGGGAGAUUCAUCCAAUACAACAUAUUCGGAAACAUCUUCGAAGUGACCUCCAAAUACAAACCCCCCAUCAUGCCCAUCGGCAAAGGCGCCUACGGCAUAGUCUGUUCGGCUUUGAAUUCGGAGACGGGUGAGCAUGUCGCAAUCAAGAAGAUUGCGAAUGCUUUCGACAAUAAAAUUGAUGCGAAGAGGACUCUACGGGAGAUCAAGCUUCUACGCCACUUGGAUCAUGAAAAUGUUGUUGCAAUUAGAGAUAUAAUACCACCACCUCAAAGGGAGUCAUUUAAUGACGUUUACAUUGCAUAUGAGCUUAUGGACACUGACCUCCAUCAAAUCAUUCGUUCCAAUCAAGCAUUGUCAGAGGAGCAUUGCCAGUAUUUUUUGUAUCAGAUCCUUCGAGGAUUGAAGUACAUACAUUCAGCAAAUGUUCUGCACAGGGACUUGAAGCCUAGCAAUCUUCUCUUGAAUGCCAAUUGUGAUUUGAAAAUAUGUGAUUUUGGACUAGCACGUGUUACUUCUGAAACUGAUUUCAUGACAGAAUAUGUUGUCACAAGAUGGUACAGGCCACCAGAAUUGUUGUUGAAUUCAUCCGAUUAUACUGCGGCAAUUGAUGUAUGGUCAGUGGGUUGCAUAUUCAUGGAAUUGAUGGAUCGGAAACCUCUAUUUCCUGGGAGAGAUCAUGUGCACCAGCUACGUUUGGUUAUAGAGUUGAUCGGCACCCCAUCAGAGGCUGAAUUGGAGUUUUUUAACGACAAUGCAAAGAGAUACAUGAGGCAACUUCAACCUUACCGCCGGCACUCAUUUGCUGAAAAGUUUCCACAUGUGAACCCCGCCGCUAUUGACCUUGUUGAGAAGAUGUUAACUUUUGAUCCUAGACAGAGAAUUACAGUCGAGGACGCUCUAGCUCAUCCGUACCUGACAUCACUCCAUGACGUCAGCGACGAGCCUAUUUGCAUGACUCCUUUUAACUUUGACUUCGAACAUCAUGCCUUGACUGAGAAACAGAUGGGGGAGUUGAUUUACAGAGAAGCACUUGCUUUUAACCCGGAGUAUCAACAAAUGUGAAGAGCCAUAUAGUACUUGCAUCUUGUGGUUUUCAAUCAGUAUGUGUGCCGAUGUAAUAUGAUACGAUGAUUAUUUCUUCAUUAUUGAGUGUAUAUAUAUGUGUGUGUAUGUUCCUCGAACUGAAUAAUUGAAACAUUCGAUUGUAGGACAACUAUUUUUUCCGGUAUUAGUACAGCUGAUAUGGUGCUGCUAUGGCAAUGUUCCCCCUCUUAUCAAUUUAUUAGGAGCUGAAAUGCUGAUGGA